Messenger RNA from Anneissia japonica, 1963 nucleotides. RefSeq names its product neuroglobin-like. The record is from RefSeq and is a predicted model, not a curated record. Gene Ontology annotation, molecular function: heme binding; oxygen binding. The coding region runs from base 186 to 650 and encodes 154 amino acids. Lineage: Eukaryota; Metazoa; Echinodermata; Crinoidea; Comatulida; Comatulidae. The transcript has 3 exons.
ACUCACUGAUUUAUACUGAAAGCCAAUCGACUUGGUCGGAAUUAUGUAGGCUAAACAUCCCGUAUAGCCAUCUAGUCAGUUACCGCCAGCAGACCUCCCCUGACGUGCACGGCUUUAAAACGCAUUUGACUUAUCUCGUUUAAUAUUCCAUUGAAAGACGUACACCCCCAGCUAGACCGUUGAAAAUGACGUUACCGACCCCGGCGCAGAAGAAUCUCGUACAACAGUCUUGGAAAAGCCUUGUCGACAGAAAUGCCUUGGACAGUACAGGCGUAAACAUGUUCACAAGAUUAUUCACCCAACACCCUGAACUGUUGAGUAUAUUCCCAUUCGGAGACCUUGGUCUGGAAAUACAUGAGCUCAAAGAACAUCCCAAGUUUGCGUACCAUGCAGGUCGUGUGAUGAAGACAGUAGGCACCGCUGUAAACGGUUUGGAUAAUGUUGAAGCGUUGAUCCCGAAACUUGAAAGUCUCGGAAAAAGACACAAGAAGUAUAAAGCGAAACCAGAAUAUUUCCAGGCUGUUGGUGAUGCUCUGAUAUUUGCCCUCUCCGAGGCUACGGGCGAUGCUUUUGAUGAGGAACACAAACUUGCGUGGGGUGUAGUCUUCGCUGUUGUUUCAAGCACGAUGAAAACGGGGUUGCUGUCAUAAUAUUGUAUCCAUUUGUUACAAAAAAAACAUUUAGUUUAUAAAUCAAUAUAUCAAUUAUUUACUUUUUUAUAUUUAUAUUCGAAUAUAAUUUAGAGCGAGAAAAUAUUUUGGCGCAAAUCAAUGAAUUGAGGAUUUCACAACAUUGCAAUUUUUAUUACACUUUUAUAACUCGGAUAAAAUGCGAUUAGUUUACAAGAAUUAAUAAACUUCAAUACAAUGCAAUAUUCUGCUUAUUUUGGAUAUAAUAAUUUGCAUUAUAUUUCAUAAUCUAGAUGAAUUGGAUUAGUUUAAAGUUAAAUUAAACAUUGAAUCAACAACACAAUCCAAUAUAUAAGUUGCUUUCAAAGAAAAAAUUGAACAACAAAUAUUAAAUUUAAUUCCCUCAAAAUUAAAAUUAUUAUUGAAAUACACACUAUCGUGUUGGGAUUCAAUAUUUCGACCUUAAUUACGUCAUCAUCAGUCUUAAUUACCGUAUGUCUUAAUUGUGGUGACGGAAAAACGUUUUGUAAAGGUAGAAAUCUGUAAAUAUCUCGCAUUUUUUUAACAAAACCUUGGCAGGUCUGGCGUUUUAAUAUCAUACACUAGUGGAAAUUAUUAAACAAAGGUUAGAAAUGCAUGAAAAUAUUUCAUGAGGACCUAUACAGUGAUGACAUCACGAUGGGCGUCACAAAUAUCUAUUUACGUAACAUGCAUGGUACUUGAUGGUAUAGGAGCUCAUAUAUAUAUGUAUGAUCCCAUAUUAGAACUUAGUGACAAUGACACUUGUUAAACUUUCUUAACUCUUUUACUAUUAAUCUGUUAUAAAACUUUAUUAUUCACGGAAGUACAUGUACAGAACUAUAUAUUUUAUAAUAAAUAUAGUUAUUUAAAUAUGAAUUUUGUUUAUUAAAACAAUUGUUUAAACAUGCACAUUGCAUUAGAUUUCAAUAUUUACUAGUUUCUUUAUUGAUACUGAUAAAUACUGAUAGCGAAGUUGGAGAAGUGCGAUGGAAAAUGCAAUGGCAAUUGCUAUCAAGUGAGCUAAGCAAAACUCAAAUGAUAGUGUAUAUGUAGGCAUAUAUAAUAUGUACUUUAUAAUUACAGUAUAUAUUGCAUAUAUUAUAUAAACCUCCUCACAUGUCCUUGGCUAACAGCAGACAUCAGCUCAGGGUUGAUAAACACAUUUUGAUAAUAGAAAAGAUUUCACACGUAUUGAAAACUUAGCACAGAUGUUGGCUUAAUACAGUGUUUUACCACUGGUUUGACAUGUGUCUUUGUGGGCUCUAUUGAGCAUGAAAUUCAUAUUUUUGAAUAAAACUUUUCACAAUUCAAUA